Molecule: messenger RNA, 249 nt
Organism: Soboliphyme baturini
Lineage: Eukaryota; Metazoa; Nematoda; Enoplea; Dioctophymatida; Soboliphymatidae
Source: the annotation of a GenBank genome assembly
AUGGCUGAAGUGAGAACAGGUCCUGAUGGCAGCUUCUCAAUGAGCGGACACGCGUACGACGUGUUCCACAUUGACCCGAGAUUGAAGAUCUACCAUCGGUGCAACCACGUUGGCCUCUGUGAAAGAAGAUGGCAGUUUAAAAUCCCAAAAAACUACGUGAAAUCCGGUAGAACGUCAAACAAAGUCUUGGACAUUGGUACGUGGAAUCUAAUGGUAGUGCCGGACAGUGAAGAGUCAAACUGUAUUUAA